AAUUGAGAUAUUUGCUAUUCAGGCACCUUGAAAUGGUUUUAAGUUGGCGAUCGCUCACCUCACUGUACUUACUUUUCAUCUCAGCGACCACGUGACUGGCGCUUUGUCUGGCAAUGGAAAAUGCUCCACACGCCGAGGGCUCCCCUGGCUGUUCCCAGAAAACUCACUGAAUGGAUCUGUUAUCGGUCAAGUGGCAGCCAAGUGAUAACCCCGCCGCCUGAUAAGCCGCGAUGCCGAGCCUGGAUUGCACGAAGUGGUGUGAUCGCGAGAUCUCGACUCGGAAUCAGUCAAACAUUUCCCACUCCGCCGGCAAGAUGUGGUCCUCUACGAGUGUUUUAGUGCUCCUGGGAACACUUACUUUGGUCCAGGGUAACAUGCAGUUCCACUUCUCCCUGGACUUCCAUGUUAAGCCGCCAGCCAACACGACAGACACCAUUGACAAGACCAUUGUGGUGGAGAACAAUCGGAUAUCAUUGGUGGACAAUGAAGGAACGGCUACGACUGCCAGGGCUCCGAUGGCCCAGUGGACGGAUCAGGAUCGGUACAAUCGGGACACUUUGCAGAAGGUGAUUGAUACCCGGAGAUCGGUGCAGCAGCUGAACGCCGAGCUGUCACCCCUGGCGGGCAGGAGCUCCGACCUGGCCAGGAGAAUCAAGCUGAGUCUGCGCUACGUCAACGAAGUGGAUGCCGCCCUUGAGGACUUGACCAACUUUGGUCAGCUGGUGGAGCUGCUCAGAAAGUUCGUCGCCCUAGUGGACAACCUAAGGGAUCCGAACAACUUCGGUGGAGUACGCAGCCUGGAGUACGUACUCAUGAAGCUAGCUCUCGAGAAGUACGAUCUUCCCAAUAAGCGACAGGAGAUCGGAGCGUACUUAGGGCAGGCGGAGAGUGCCUGGCAGAGGUACCAAAACACGCAGGUGGUUCUGCUGGAUAACUCCACCUGAGCCGAGCUCAGGGCACUUGGUCUUGGAAUCUAGUUUAAGGAUAGGAUAGGACAGGCUAGAACCAGCAUCAUAGGACAAAACAAUCUCUGCACGAUCAUCUACUAGGGCGGCAUGGCCCUUGAAAGGAAUAAAAGCCAUCGAAGGGACUUCCUGUCUAUUAUUCCAUUUCACUGAAAUGCCCAGAAUUGCUACAGGUACACGGUCGUUCGGAACUCUAGGGGUAGAAGACCUAAAUCUACUGCGGUGCCGGGUUUUGUCAGGGCAGGAAAAUACGUUACACACGCCGGGAAUGCCUUAAUACACUGAGAAAAAAGUGGAUUGUUAAACCGACGGUUACAUUUGAAAAUAAGCAGUCUUAAAAAAUAAGUAUGUUAAGAAUUUUAAUUAAAUUUUCCGUUUUUCGGUAAAAUCCAUCCCUUAUUGUAACCUAUUAAACUGUUUUAAUUUA
Messenger RNA from Drosophila biarmipes, 1392 nucleotides. RefSeq lists its product as uncharacterized. The record is from RefSeq and is a predicted model, not a curated record. NCBI's taxonomy places the organism in Eukaryota, Metazoa, Arthropoda, Insecta, Diptera, Drosophilidae. The coding region runs from base 231 to 944 and encodes 237 amino acids. The transcript is spliced from 2 exons.